Messenger RNA from Ictalurus punctatus (channel catfish), 3627 nucleotides. It is a transcript of the gene cusr, whose product is annotated as Copper-only SOD repeat protein. NCBI's taxonomy places the organism in Eukaryota, Metazoa, Chordata, Actinopteri, Siluriformes, Ictaluridae. The coding region runs from base 126 to 3095 and encodes 989 amino acids. Gene Ontology annotation, molecular function: metal ion binding. The record is from RefSeq and is a predicted model, not a curated record. The transcript has 10 exons. Gene Ontology annotation, biological process: superoxide metabolic process.
GGGGUGUCCCUGCUGAAAAUCUGCACUCAUCUUUCUCUCUUAUACCAUCCCUUUCACACACACCUAUCCUCACAUUCAGAAACACACACACACACACACACACACGCUCACACACAGCUGCCAACAUGUGCCUUUCAGCAGUUUUCCUCCUGCUGACUCUGUGCGGUUCUUCUGUUGGUCAGUAUCUGUCCAGGUUCAACAUGGCGGGAGUCACCGGUUCGGUCCGGUUUGACUCCAUGCAACAGACAGCCACUGUAAACCUCAGUGGUACCGGCGUAGAAACAUGUGGCUCCUUCAAUCUGACGCUCACCGAGUUUCCUGUAAUGUACGGUCACGUGGCCCAGCCCUGUGAGAAAGCCCACAUAGGAGCUCGUGUGUUCACGCUGUCUAUUAACACUUCUGUUUCUUUAGUGAACAUCUCCGGUAUGCUCCAGCAAACCCCCAAUCUGGAAGCACGCUCUUUAUUGGUAGAGACAUGUAAUGGCACGAAGGCUUGUGCAGGUGUCAUAGCAGAGUCAAAGGUCAGCACUUGGCAGGCUCGGUUCUUUAGUAUCGUGGCUGGGAACAUCUACCUCCGGCAGAUAUUGGGGCAACCGAGCGCCACACUUCUUUCCAACCUGGUCGAUCUGAAUCAGAAUAGCUCCUCUUUUGCGAACGUGAACGUUUUUCUAUCUCAGAGUUCUGCUGCUAGCUGUGAAGCAUUGCUGGGCAGCCUGAUCCUAAACGGUUUGAUAAAGUUGGGCCAGCUGAUGGUAGGCACUCCUCUUGAACCUGUCAAAUCCCGUUUAGAGAUCCCAUCUCUUGAUGCUGGAUUUCGCUUUGCUCUAUUCAAUCUCAGCUCAGACUAUACAUGUGCUGAGAUCCGAACCUUAGAACCGAAGGAGGUCAGUGCUCUGAUAGACAUGAGAGGGGUCAAAGGUUAUAUCACCUUUCACCAGCCGUCUCCCUUUGAACUUACUACGCUCUCUGUGAACCUCACCAAUCUGAACAGAAGGGUUGGGCCAUACCACGUUCAUCUGUUUCCCACCCCAGAGAUGAGGUCACCCCCUGAAAGCACCUGCAGCAAUGAUAAUGUUGGGGGCCACUGGAAUCCCUUUAAUGUGGACACUCAGCCAUCUGUUUAUCCCCCUCCCCCUGGCUCAACCCAUGACCACUACGAAACUGGAGACCUCAGUUCCCGACAUGGAUCGUUAAGUAAUGAAGAUGACAUCCAGGCAAGCUUCACCGACUGGAAUCUGCCACUCUUUGGACAGAAUAGCAUUGUUGGUCGUUCUGUGGUUCUGCACCAGCCUGACGGUAAGAGGUUUAUCUGCUCAAGCAUUGGCUAUCCUGGGGAAGUGAUCACAGCCAAGGCCAUCUUCCAGAGCCCAGUGGUGGGUACUAUCGUGUUCACUCAGUUGAAAGGAAAGCCUUGCUCUGAUGUCUCAGUGUACCUGGACUUGUCUUACGGACAACUGAAUACUCCUGCAACUCAGAAACACCACUGGCACAUUCAUACAUACCCCAUCAGCACCGAGAGAGACAGUGAUGAGGGUUGCUGUAGAUCCACUGGGGGACACUGGAACCCUUACAACAUCAACACCAGUGCAAGCAGCUAUAAGGUAAACUGUGGACCAGAAUGUCCUUUUGCUUGUGAGAUUGGAGACCUGUCCAGCAAACACAAGAUGCUGAAUUUAUCACCAAAUGUAGGGAAACUACCUAGCAAGAACUUCUUCACAGAUACUACAGCCUGGGUGUCUGGACUGAGCAGCAUGAUUGGUCGGUCUGUAGUGAUUCAUGGCCCUGACGAGGCUGGCCAUCGCAUUGCUUGUGCCAACAUCACACUCCUGCGCUUCCCCUCGGCUCAGACCGGAUCCUGGCAAGGGUCAGGGUCAUCUGGGGGAAAUGUCCACUUCUUCCAGCUCUCUCCCCAGGGUCCAACCAACAUCCAUGUCUCUCUCACUCGUCUGGAGGCCAAAGCUGAUGGAUACCAUGUCCAUCUGCUCCCAGUAAAAAGUGGACCAGCGGCCUGCUCCAACGAGAAUGUCAUGGGCCACUUCAACCCAUAUGGCGUGAAUGUCUCAACGUCUCCAGCACCGGGAAACGGCACAGUGGAUCAGUAUGAGAUUGGCGAUAUCAGCGGGAAAUUUGGGAGUCUAGCUGAUCAGAACCAAUUCGAGAAACAUUAUGAGGACAGUAACAUGCCACUGAGUGGACCCAACAGCAUCAUAGGACGGUCGGUGGUUAUCCACUACAGGAACGGAUCAAGGAUGCAGUGUGCUAAUAUCUCAGCCAUGGACUCCUCCGACGGGCACUGGAUCAUCGCCAAGGCCGUUUUCAACAGCAGUGUGAAGGGCAUGGUAGUCCUGUCCCAACAGUGUUUUCCUGAUGGCAGCUUCAGUGACACGACCCUGCUGGUGGACCUUAGAGCAUCUAACACUGUUAAUGUCAAAAACGCUUCCUGGUACAUAACCGAAAGUCCGUUCAGUGGACUGGUGGCUGAAUGUCCAGGAAAUGGAAGAACUUAUAACCCUUUCAACAUGACAGCUCAGAGCUCCAACUGUUCCCCACUCACCUAUCUGGCGUGCGAGGUUGGAGAUCUGUCCAGCAAACUCGGCUCCGUCAGUUUAACACAAAGGCAGCUCUUUACAGAUGCGCAUCUUCAGCUGGCUGGAGACUACACAGUCGUUUACAGAAUGCUAGUCCUGAGGGCAGGAAACGAGACCAUCGAUUGUGCGGACAUCGUCCCUGUGUCACCGUCAGCACAGCAAAUCUUCCCGAGCAUAAAAUCCUUCAGCAGUUAUGAUUUCCGUAAAAGGGUGGCAGACGUUCUGGAGGUCCAAGUGUCCCGGGUGUCCAUCUUACCCGGUGCCCUCUCACCCAUUGCAGGAGGGAAGUGCCAGCAAGUCACCUUUCUUGUGUCAGGUGACAUGAGUUUGAAGAAGCUAUCUGCUGUGAAGGACAGCAGGAUGAUGGGCAUGUACAGGCAGACUGAAUGGUGUACGAAAAGUGGCGUACCUGGUCUUGGGUCUUCACAUACCGGAACCAUCCACGUCUUCUCCCUGGGCGCCGUUUACCUUCUCCACUCUCUCAUUCUGCACUGGAUGUCAGAGUGAGAUCAGCUGUGCUGAAUUUAUCCCCAGAGCUGCACGGAGGCUGCUUAACUCCAUAAGACUUGGUGUGAAUGAACUGUCUCGAUGGUCAACGUGCUCAAACCACUUUGAAUCAACUGCUGUAAAAUGAUACUAGAUAAAAAUGUUGUUUUACGAACCUUUGUUUUACUAUUACUGUCUGAACAGUACUUAGAACUUGAAGGCAAUUCAUUUUCUAUUUACGUUAUAUUGUUCGCUGAUUUGAUACUUCCAAGUGAUUUAUGCCCAUGUGUUCACUGUAUAUCUGGUGAAAAUGACUUACUGUGUAUUUGUAUUUUUAAUGCUCGCAUGAUUGUAGAUAUCGCAUCCACCAGAUCCUAAAUGUCCUAGUAUAUGCUUUGUUGCCCUCAUUUGCGGUUCGAAUGAAAUGAUCGCGUAUUCAAUGAAGUAGAGUCGGAUUGAGCUUGCUCUGUACGUCCUCGGACAUGUUGCGCAGUUUCCAUUUAAGUUCCAUGUUGGUGAGAGCAAUUAAAUCGCUACUAGGAUGGUCUUGAAA